Physcomitrium patens is the source of this 1781-nucleotide messenger RNA. Lineage: Eukaryota; Viridiplantae; Streptophyta; Bryopsida; Funariales; Funariaceae. The record is from RefSeq and is a predicted model, not a curated record.
CCCGGAUUGCCCGCUCUGUCCAACUUUGUGCAUGUUGUAGAGUUUUGCCUUGAAACAGCUGAGAGUGUGUCUUCUAUUCUAUUAUUUACCUGUAGCGUUUGAUGCUGCAGUGUAACAUCGGGAUCGUUUGCGGGGGAAUUCCGUGAAUAGGAUUUCAGUCCAACUUCUUGUCGUUGGAGUUCGUUUUCCACACGAAUCGGAUUCGUUUCCGAACUGGCUAUUUUGGACAGGUUGAGAUUGUUGAUCCAAUGCUCGAGAUGAGGUUGUCGUUCGCUUCGUUGGCGGACUGAUAUACUCCAUGAUGAUUUGCUGCAUUGGAGCUAAUCAACAGACUUAGAAAAUAAAUGGAUGCAAUCAGAAAACGAGCUAGUGCAUUCAGAGAAACGGUCGCUAAGCAACAGCAGGCCGUUUUUAAGACAUUUUCAGGGUAUGUUUCACAAGGAGACUACUUGAUUCAUGACGAGGCAGAGCUUCAACGGCAUCAGCAGCUCGAGAAGCUUUAUAUCUCCACUAAGACUGCUAAGUCAACAGCAUUUUCAACGGGAAAUUGUGCGUGCUGUGGAGGGCAUCAUAUCUUCUGGCGUCAAACAACUCGAAAUUGUAAACAAGCUUGCAGAGGAUUGUCGCAAGUAUGCUACAGAAGGGCCAAGCAAUGGAGGGGCACUUGCAAGAGCUGCCAUGCAGUUUGGAACAGCACGCACUCAGAUGGAGAGGGAGCGCGACAACAUGCAUCGAUCCAUUGGCACCCAGGUGGCAGAACCUUUGAGAGCAAUGGUAAUGGGCGCACCUUUGGAAGAUGCUCGUCAUCUGGCACAACGAUACGAUCGCUUACGUCAAGAGGCUGAAAAUCAGGCUUUAGAUGUUGGAAGAAAACAGGUCAAGAGCAAGGAGGGAAAUACCGAACAGGAUCAGAAGCUUCAAAUGGCAGAGCAAAAGCUGGGAGAGCUUUUGUCAGCCAUGGCAGGACUUGGAAAGGAGGCUGCUUCCGCCAUGACUUCGGUGGAAGCUCAGCAGCAGCGCGUGACAUUGCAGCGACUGAUCAGUAUGGUUGAAGCUGAACGCACAUAUCAUCAGCGCGCCACAGAGAUUUUGGAUCAACUUCACGAAACGAUGGUUGAUGAGAGCCAACGCAGUGAAUCAACUACACCAGCAACGGAUGACACGCAAACAUCUCCACCAUACGAUGAUGUCCAGGUCAAUGGUGGAUUACCGCAUGCUUCAGCGGAUUGUGACUCAAAUUCAGCGACGUCCUUAUACUUCCUUGCUGAGAUCAUGCACCCAUUUGAAGCAGAAGAUGGAGGAGAACUAAGCUUAGCAGUUGGAGAUUAUGUGGUUGUACGCCAGGUGACUUCAACUGGAUGGUCGGAAGGUGAAUGUAGAGGUAAAGCAGGGUGGUUUCCAUCAUCCUAUGUGGAGAAGAGGCAACGUAUUCCUGCAAGCAAGGUGGCUGGUGCAGGAUUAGCACUCUAGACCAAAUCCAUUAAUUCCUUGGCUCUCUUUUAAUGAGUCCGAGCUGCUGCUAUGUUGUGAUCCAAUUCACACAUUUUUUGCUCAACAUCCAGUGAAGUAUUAAGUGGUAGUGUGCUCGAAGGUUUGCAAUUUUGGCUCUUGAUUUGAAGAUGAUAGGAUAGCUAACGGUAAAGCUCGAUCUAACUUAGAGGUGAAUAUGGGAUCUGAAACUCAGAUUACUUGGUCCUUACUAACACUUUCCAUAUUUAUGGAUGCUUGUAUAUAUGUCUCCACCUUGCAACACUGAUUUUGCGUCUUAUUGCUUUGGCUAC